This is a messenger RNA of Cryptosporidium ubiquitum, 1638 nucleotides long. RefSeq lists its product as uncharacterized. The record is from RefSeq and is a predicted model, not a curated record. The transcript has a single exon. Lineage: Eukaryota; Apicomplexa; Conoidasida; Eucoccidiorida; Cryptosporidiidae. Bases 1 to 1638 code for a protein of 545 amino acids.
AUGAGCAAUUUGAAAAUAUCAACAACUAUAAUUAUAAAUAUAAUAUUAAUACUGGUUAUAGCACAAAUAACACACAUUGUUGGCAAAGGCAUAGAUGUAACUUUGAAGGGAGAGGAAGUAGCAUAUAAUCGUCAAAAUGGAUUAAAUAGACUUGUUAGUCUUGUUAAUAGUUUGACUACAGACGAGCUUAAAGUAUUUGUAAACAAACAAGAAUAUGUUUUUUCUUCAUAUUUAGAUUCAGAAAGCCAGGUAAACUCGUUAAACAAUGAUGAUUUUGAGUAUAAAGAUAGAAUUCCAAAAAAAAGUCAUAUGGGCUUUGAGAAGGUUUGCCACAUUCCAAUUGAAACGAAAAGUUUGAUAUCAUUCAGUGAACAUUCACAAACAAAACUAAUAGAAGAUGGCCAAAUUCAAAAUUAUUUUUUUCCUAGGGUAAAACAUUAUAAGAAAAAUUUGCCUGAAUUAACUCCUGAACCUUAUCAAAGAGUUAUGGGAUUUGCUAUAGAAGUUUGUAUGCUGCCCUCAGUUUGGUACUUAGAAUUGGUUCAUUGUAUGUAUGUUGCAAUGUCCCCUUAUUUCGAUGGUAUGCUCAUGAGUUAUAGUUUACAAGAUUUGGUUGGUUCCGCUAUUAUUUCGAUGGAAUAUAAAAAUGAAAGAUUUUCAAAGGAAAAUUGUAUCAAAUAUUUACCUCUUUUUUCUGAUGACAAAAUAUCAUCUCGCUUUAAAGAAAUUUGUAGGGAAGCUGAAUCUUGCCUUGAGUCUAGAUCAUUCUAUACGAACAAGUUUUCCAAUUUUAAAAACGAAUUCAAUCAGAGAAUUCAAGAGGUAUAUAGUAGUAUUUCUCCACUUGAGGGUGCUCUUGAUCCUAAAACAUUUGCCAGAUAUUCAAUUUUGUAUUCCCUCUCAAUUUUAUCAAAAAAACUGUCAUUAAAUAAAGUCUUCCCUGAAAGGAACUUCCUGCCUAUUAGAGUUAUGGCCGCGUCAGUUGGAUAUUAUGCACUAGUAAAAAAAUUAAAAACGAAUUUUUUGUCCGAGAAUCAUCUAGUGAGUUUUUUUACAAAACUCAUUUCAAACCUUUUAUUUGAGAAGACAGAUACAGUUAUCGAACAAUGUUCAAGUGAAAUAAUCAGAUUUUUUGAUAUAACUAACGCUCAUUCGUUUGAAUUAUUCAGAGCAUUUUGUAAGGAGGUUUUUUCUGUUGGCUUUAUCAAUGAAUCAUAUCAAAGCCUUGGGGAAAUCAAUUCAAUAUUUAUUAAUUCAACCCAUCCAAAAAGAAUUUUGUUGAAUUCAUAUGCGUCUGUUGUUCCUGAAAUGAUCCAAGAGCUUCCACUUUCGGAAUACAGUAAUUCAUGGAUGAAUUUCAAAAAUGCUCACGAUAAAAGCUUAGACUAUAUUCAAGAAUUUAGUAGAAAUAAUUCUUCGGAUAGUUCAAAUGUUGAGAUAGUAGGAGACAAUGUUCAGGAACCAAUUUCAGACAAAAAUACAAAUUCCGUUAAAAAAAGUAAGAAAUUUUCAAAGAAGAAAAAGAAAUCAAAGUUGUGUUUUAGAAGUUCGAAAAAAAAGAGAAAAGUCUGUAAUAAACGAAAAAAAAAAAAUAGUAAUAAUAUCAAAUACAUUUCUAAUCCCAUAUAUGAUAGCUAA